GGCGCAACCCGUACGGUAUCAAUACCCCCGAUCACUGCGCCGUCGCCCAGACGCGACCAUCAUCGUUUCUCGGCAUCAGGCAGACUGCAAAUGGCUCUGGUGCAGUAUUCGGAUUCCGAAUCAGAAGAGGACUCUCCUCCAAGACCUAUCAAGAAGCAUCGUUCCGAGACCACCUCCGCCUCCGCCUCCGCCUCAGCCUCAUCUCUUCCCCCACUCCCCAAAUCCUUCCACGAUCUCUAUGCCUCCAGUACUCGUGUCAGCGUGAAAGAUGACCCCAGUCUCCAUGGAGGCCGGAAGCGAGUGAUCCCUCAUAUCGAGGGGAAUUGGCCCACGCACCUCUAUCUCGAAUGGUUCCCUUCCAAAGAAGAGCUCGCCAUUCUGAGUGACGUUCUCAGCCAGUGCGAAGACAAGCUAGCAAACAGCAACAUAGACGUCCAGAGUCUAUUGAGAAGUGACCUGGGGGCCCAGCUUCCCCUUCAUAUCAGCCUGUCCCGACCGGUGGUGCUUCGAACGGAGCAGAAACAACCAUUUCUGGAGACAUUUACCGCCGCUCUCCAAGAAUCCAACGUCUCAGCGUUUGACGUGGUCGCCGACAGUCUUCACUGCGUUUCUAAUUAUGAACAGACACGGUGGUUCUAUGUCUUGCGCGCGAGGAAGCCCGAGCAUGACAACCUAAAUCGCCUGCUCGGGAUUUCAAAUCGCUGCCUAGCUCUAUACGGUCAGCCACCGCUAUACGAGCCUCCCCACGAACCAGGCGCGGAACGAGAGUCCAGGUCGUCAGGGAAGUCGGCGCCAAAAUCCGCAGUCAAGCAGCCUCAGAUGCGCGACUAUUCUGAAUGUUUUCACAUUUCUCUCGCGUGGAGUCUGACUGGCCCUUCGCCCGAAGACCGAGACCAGGUCGCAGAGAUCGAUCUCCGCAGAUUGAGUGGUCUUCGGAUCCCUUUCGAUUGCGUGAAGGCGAAGCUUGGGAAUCAGAUUACAAGCAUCCCAUUGUCGACUGGGAUUCUCGGCCAGCGAAGUUAGGCGCAUGACACGAUAGAAAUCCGUUGUAAUUUUGGCUGUUCAUAGAAUUACCUGCUUUGUAUAGUCUUCUCGAUACGCAUAUAGCCAUAGUGCA
Molecule: messenger RNA, 1117 nt
Organism: Aspergillus steynii IBT 23096
Lineage: Eukaryota; Fungi; Ascomycota; Eurotiomycetes; Eurotiales; Aspergillaceae
Product: HVSL domain-containing protein
Exons: 3
Coding region: 91-1023 (310 amino acids)
Biological process (GO): U6 snRNA 3'-end processing
Cellular component (GO): nucleus
Molecular function (GO): 3'-5'-RNA exonuclease activity
Source: RefSeq, a predicted model, not a curated record